Molecule: messenger RNA, 13677 nt
Organism: Gryllus bimaculatus (two-spotted cricket)
Lineage: Eukaryota; Metazoa; Arthropoda; Insecta; Orthoptera; Gryllidae
Source: the annotation of a GenBank genome assembly
GAGAGCUGGUGAGAGAAUGUGAGGAAGUUACGGGAACUGGAAAGUCGUGUUCGUCGCUGUACCUGGUGCAAGAUGUUAAGUGCGCCAUGAAUGCAGUGUUAUUGCCAAAUUACCAGUGUUUUAUGUGAGAUACAAAAGAUGUACCAGAUCACACUGAGAGUGUUGACGUGAUUUGGAAAUGCUCCUAGGACGCCCAAGAAGAAACAAUGUUCCUGCCUUGUGAAGACCUCGGUGGUAUUGUUUACUUCGUCUGCAGUGAUUACGAGACGUGAAGGGAAUUUGACAGAACGUGAUAUUCUAGACACAUGCAUGUCAAUUCUAGAAUUGUGAAGAUGGGAGUGCAAAGUAACAUGUUUCUGAGAACAAAUUCGAAAGUGAGAUUGAAGUUAAGAGUUACAACUAACGUUUGGCUAUGUUUUGUUGUGAUUUGUGCGAAUAUGUGUCCGGUAACGCAUGGUUCUGGUGACGAUGUCGUGACCUUUAACGUUGAUGAAGAAUACCAUACUGUCACACAGUCAAUACCUCAACAAUUAACUCAGUUACAAGGUGGUAGAGUGUCUGACAGAACAGUGCGAUUGACGAAAGAGAAGAGUCCGUAUCUUUUACGAGAGGAUUUGAUUAUCGAACCUUCAGGGGAACUUGUCGUAGAUCCAGAUGUAGAAAUCAGAUUUUCACCGAUGGUGGGACUUACUGUGAAAGGAGUACUUUCGGCCAAGGGUAUUCCUGAAGCACCUGUAAUUUUCACGAGCAGUCUAGAACCUGAGAUAACACAGGAUAUACCACCAGUGCGACUCAUUGAUGGUCCCAAUAUUUUGACCGGUCGUUUGCAAGUAUAUCAUCUUGGUAACUGGAGAUCAGUAUGUACCAAUUCGAGAAAUUGGACUCGUGCUGAUAUAGAUGUUGUGUGUCGACACCUUGGAUUUCAAGGAGGAGAAUGGUGGAAUUGGCUUGAUAGAGUACCUGGGCAUGAUCCUCGUGUAUUAUUGGAAGAACCAAAGUGCAGAGGAACAGAAAGUACUUUGCACGAGUGUGAUUGGAAUAGUAGACAAAUGGGCUCUGGUGUUUGUGAUUACCAUCCAGACAUUGGCAUUCAGUGUCUUCCAAAGCAUGUGUCUUCGCUUAAGAUUGUGAAACAUUGGCGUGGAAUAAAUUUUGAGAAUGCCAAAUCAAAUCGUAUUAUAAUCCAACAUAAUACUUAUAUUGAAAGAUCUCUGUCAGAACUAGUCAAUACUGAAAUCAGAUUUGCUGGGUCAGGUCGGAAUUAUGCUGCUGUAUCAGCAAUACAAGUUGAUGGAGUGCCUCCUCAGAUGAUAAAUUCUUCAAUUUUACAUUCAGCCUACAAUGGAGUGAAUGUUUCAAUACCAAAUGCUCCUAUAAUCUUCAAUAACUGCACGUUCAGAAACAAUAGAGGUUAUGGCGUGUACAUGAAUAGUUCCUCAGGAAUGGCCUACCUUGAUGGUUGUACCGUUACAGAAAAUGGUGGAGAUGGUGUGAAAUAUGUUCAUCAUGAUGAGCGAAUUGAAGAAAGACUGAACAGAAAAGAUCUCUUUGAUUUCUGCACAAUUCCAACAACUGGAAGGCAAUCAUAUCCUUUGUUUUUAACUGUUGAACAAGACAGACUGAAACGUUAUGAGAAAGAUUGUUCUCAGUCUUUCUUCACACAAAAUGACCAAGUAAUCACUGUUCAUUUUAUUUCCAUGACUACUGAUCAAAAUGAUACUGGUGUCUUAGAAAUUUAUGAUGGAAUAAGUACAAAUGAGCCAAUUUUGACGAAAAUUAAUUUUCGUAAUGGAACUAAGCCACAGAGUGUAAGAAGCAGUCGCAAUAAUGUGUUCAUACGCUUUGUGGCAAAACCUCAAGUGCAGCUCUUUGGUUAUUUCAAGAUAACCUCUGGUUACCAUAAAACAUAUGAUCUAAAUAUCACAAGUUCCUCAGUAUCUGACAACAAUGGAAGAGGUGUGACAGUGGAAAAUAUUCGCAGCCAACUACAUGUUCAUCAAAGCUCUAUAUCAAAUAAUCACGUGGCUGGUAUAAACCUAAUUCAUGGAGCAGGAGAUCUUAAUGUUUCAGAUAGUCGUAUAGCAUUCAAUAAUGGAGAUGGAAUUAAUAUCACUUACACUGGAGGAAAUCGCAACAUCACAAGGACAUCUUUAUCAUCAAACAAAGGAUAUGGAGUUGCAGUGUGGUUUAAUGACAGUAUUCAUGACCCGUAUUUAGAACUCAAUCAGUCCACCGUAAUUUCUUAUUCCGAGAUUUUCAAAAAUUAUGAAAUAGGUGUUAUUGUUGGUAAUUUCUGUCGUAAUUCUUUUGUGAAUAUCUCUGGAAAUUGGUUUAAUGAUAGUAGGGAAACAGAUAUUGAGAUUUCAUCGUGCUGGAGAUCAAAUGCUGGAGUACUCCACUUGCAAAUUGGGCAUAAUACAUUUAUGCACAAUGAAAAACUUGGAAUAAAGAUACAGCCAGCAUUGAAUUUACAUGGAAAAAUUGAAUUUAACAGAUUUAAAGACCAAUUGUAUGGUUGUAUUCUUGUGAAAAAUGGACUUUUAGAAGAAUUUGAAACCCUCCCUGUGACACUCUUUGUAGAAAAUAAUUACUUUGACUCGAAUCAUGGAGUGUAUGUUGUAAAUUUAGGUUUAUCUCCAUACAGUGAAGUUCAAAAAUUGCUGUUCACAAAAAACUUUGUCAAAGACAAUCGAAUCAGGGAGCCUUUUGAUGUUGAGGAGGGAGAGGGACAUAAACUUAUUCCUCGUAGUCGAGUGGCAGCUCCUGUUGUUAUUAGCUCCAGCAAUGUUGAUAUCUACAGAAAUAUCAUUCAUAAUCCAGAAUCGAACUAUGAAGUUGGAUCUCAUUUAGAAGACCAAAGCAAAAUAAUCAACUGUACAUACAAUUGGCUUGAUCGUUAUAAUUUGGCAAAAAUUACCUUUCUACCUUUUUUACUACACAGUAGUAAUCCAAGUGCCACUAUUAUCAGUUUACAUCAACCUCAGCAUGUGCCACAGUUCAUUGAACCUGGUAGUAAUCGAGUGGGAGGUGAAGUGGAUGGUAUGGAAAGCUUGAAACCAGGAGAAUACAUUGUUCAGAGAGACAUUAACAUUCGACCUGGAGGGAGAUUAAUUCUUCAGCCAGGUGUUACUUUAAGAUUUCCUUCUUCUGUAGGAAUAAUGGUUGCGGGAUAUAUUGAAGCCAGAGGGAGUGGACGUAACAAUAUUCAUUUAACAUUACGAGAAGAACAAGUAUUGGAAGUUUCAGAAAAUGAUACCACAGAAAUCUUGCCUAUCGAAAGUCAAAUUCCUGUGAGAUUACUAGGUGGACUCACUUCAAAAGAAGGUCGUUUACAAGUCCGAAUAGGGUCUUCUUGGGGCACAGUAUGCAAUUAUGGCUGGACAUUGAGAGAUGCGGCACUUGCUUGUCAUCAGUUGGGUUUAGUGUUGAACCCUGGUGAUUGGUUUCUGGAACGUUCAGAAAUACCAGCAGCAGGAGCUAAUGAGGAUAUAAUAUUGAGCAACGUGCGAUGCACAGAUGAAGAUGUUGAUAUUACCAAAUGUCGAGCUGAACAUAUUGGUGAAUUUGAAAAUUCAUGUACUCAUGAAAAUGAUGUAGGUUUACGCUGUUAUGAGUCUUCGUGGGCAGGCAUGCGGCUUAGUGUAUUAGCUGAGAGAUCUGACCUCCAGUAUAUUACUAUUGAGAAAGCUGGUCUUCUGGAUUAUGCCACAAAUGCAUUCAAACCAGCCUUGCAGAUUGACUUUUCACGUCAUGCUCUGGAGGCCAUCCGAGUGGUUGAUAAUCUUCAGGAUGGGCUGGGCAUUGUAUACUCGGAUCUCUUUUCUCGAGAUGUUGCGAAUACAGUUAAAAAUAGUGAAUUUAGUAAUAACCGAGGUAGUGGAAUUAGUUUCAAACAGUUGGGACUGAAGAUAUCAGGUUCACGAAUAGAAAAUAAUAAAAGAGCUGGAAUUCGACACAAUCCUGCAUUAUCUAGUCAACAACAACGGGAAUUAGCUGGAUGGUUCACACCCUCUGGUGAUUUAGCUAAUGUCCAAGAUGCCCCGUAUAAGCCAAUUUUUAUUCCUCAUCAUUUCACCAGAUUUGAUGUCGAAGAUAAGACUCUGUAUUUGGUGACUUCCAGAGUUAAGGGUGACAGUCUAAACAGAGAGUAUUAUGUGAAGUGCCAGCCUGGUUAUGUUAUUGGUAUACAACUGCUGAACCCAAUACAUAACCGAAGCACAGAAGAAAUAAUAAUUUAUGAUUCAUUGACAAUUAACCCCUUGUCUCAGCAGUGGAAUUUAUCUCAAGAUUUGGUUGUUUUUCCUGUUGUAAGCAGUUCAUAUGGAAUUGUAAUAGUGUAUAGUAGUGGUUUUGAUGCUCUUGGAGGAACAGUUAUAGUUUUAUCAUCCUAUCCUGCGCCUCUACAGAAUGUGAAAAAUCGCAUUGUUCGGGGACCUGUUCCAACCCUUGUUGUGAGUAAUUCACAAAUUAAAGGAAAUAAAUAUGGAGUAUGGGCCUCAUAUUUCAAUAGGUACUUAAAUGAAUUGGGAGAUCAUUUCUUGAGAAAAUCUAAUGAAUCUGUACAAAUAAUUGAUUGCCAUAUUUCUCAUAAUACAGAGGAGGCAAUACUUGUAAAUUCUCCUUAUUGGGAUAUAUACCAUUCGAAUCUCUCUGAAGUAACAUUUAUGAUAAACAGAACAAAUAUUGUUGAAAAUAAAAGAGGUAUUCGCCAGUUCAGUCGAGAUCUUCGCAGCUCGAAUAACUUGUAUCAUUGGGUUUUACAAGACAACACAAUAGAGCUAAAUAAAGGUGGUGGUUUUGAUAUAUCCUUGCCAUAUGUAUGGCAGUACAAUGAAAAUUUCACUCAUUCGUUGUAUUUUGAUAACAAUACAUGGAGAAAUAAUCAACAAUUUUCUUUUAUUGUUGAUGGCCACUUUGCUCAAUUAAACAUGACAAAUAAUAUAUUUGUUGACAACCACUGCAAAACUGGUUUGAUAUCUGUAAGAGGAAUGGAAAAGAAAAUGAAGAUAAUGAGAAAUAGAGUUGAAGGAAAUAUUGGAACAUAUAUGGUGGAAUUUACUGCUGACAGUCAAUCAGAAAUUCUUGGAGAAGUUCAAGCAAGGUUUUUACUUAAUGAAGUUAAAAGAAAUAAAGACAAUUCUCUCAGUUACAAAUCAGUUUAUCAGACCUCUGGAACUCCAUCUUAUGUUUUGGGUUUCCGUGGUAUUCAAAAAGUGGAUGUGAAUCAUAAUCUUUUUGGGAACAAUUCGAUGCAGUAUGAAUUAUUGGCUGGUAUAAGAACAGCCAAAAUCGACAAUUAUGUGAAUGUGGAAGAGAAUUGGUGGGGUACUUCUGAUGUAACUGUUAUAAAAAGAAGAUUAUUUGAUUUUGAUGAUUGGAAUAAUCAUGCUAUUGCUCGAUUCCGCCCAUACUUGAUGGAAGAUUCUUUUGAGUCCUCAAUUUCAACUACCCGAGAGCAGCCAUCGCCAGUGGAUUUUGAAUAUCUUGGUGGUCGAAUAAGAGACCCUUUGACAUUGUAUGCUCGUGACAGACCGUACAUUGUUCAGUCUGAUAUCACAGUGAUGCCAGGUGUAACAUUGACAAUUGCUCCUGAAGUCAUAAUGGAGUUUCCACCUAAUGUAGGUAUUUUAGUGCUUGGAGCACUCAAAGCUCAAGGUGCACCUGGACGAGAAAUUAUUAUGCGACCUCUUUCAUCAAGAGCAAAUGUUGAAGCAACUAAUCCUCAUACUUCAGCAAUACUGCAAGGUCAGGGUUCUGAAUCCAUUAGACUUUGUACUGGUGGAAAUUGCACUUCAUCAAACAUGGAGUUGGAUUCUGCCAUGAUUAAUGAAGGCUUCUUGGAAUACUUCAAUUCUACUACAAUGCAAUGGGUACCAAUAUGUGAUGAUCGUUUCACAGAACGAAAUGCGCAAGUCGUUUGUCGUGAAUUGGGCUUUGAAUAUAUUAAUGUUUAUUUUGACCAUGGUGUAAGAGUUGAAUUUCAUCCUAAUUCACUUUCAAGAAUAUGGUCAUGGCCCGAUCCAUGGCAAUGUAAAGGAGAUGAAAACAAGUUGGAGGAGUGUGCCAUUCGUCUUAAUGGGCAGUUAUAUGGUCAUCGCCAUAAGUGUUCAUGGAAUUCUAACUAUGUGUUUAUCCACUGUGGGCCAAGGAACUUAGAACCGCAUCAAGAAUAUUGGGGUGGCAUUAGGUUUGCAGAUGGAGAAUUUGAACAAAACUUGUAUGAGCAUCGAAUACAUGAUGUUGUAACACAUCAGACUGCUCAUCGUGCUGAAUCUUCUUUGGAAUAUGUUAAUAUUACUGGUGUAUUACACAAUGAAAAAUCACCUGCCAUUCAGAGUAUCAAUAGGUCGCCUACAAUUUUACGUGUGAACAUUACUAAUUGUGCUUCACAUGGUAUGAACUUUAUUUCUCCCAUUGAUACCACACGACUGAUGUAUAAUAGCAUUGAGCACACCCUAGGAGUGGGUAUAUCAGCACUUUCAUUAACUGGUGAAGGCCGAGAAUCAGAGGAAAGUUCAUAUACACCUUUAAGACAAAUACACAUUCCAUAUCACUUGUUCAGUUUGGUUGAUAUGUGUGAUCCAGCAAAGGAAAUUACUAUUGAAGAACGAGUUUUAGUUUAUUACAAAUAUGACAACCAUCCUGUAAACUGCAUAAAGAUUUUCAACAGUGUUUAUGACUCCAAACCAUUAGGAUUUAGGUUACUUCAGUUCAAUCUCUUCAAUUCUACGGGUAAAGUUGGACAACCUGAUAGCAUAACUUUGUAUGAUGGUGAUAUUUAUAAUAUAACUUCAAAAAUUAUUGGGAACAUAAAAGUUGGAAAUAAUAUGGAAAAGAGAUUGUUUAGGUCUAUACUCCCAAGUCUGAGCAUAAAGCUGUUUGCAAAUGGUGCCAGCGAGAUGCAUGGUUUUAUUGCAGAAGUUGUAACUUUACCUAUUUCUGCUAUUGGAUUCAAUAGAGAUGUACAGCAUAAUAUUUCAUAUUCCAUAAUGACAAACAACAGACAGGGUGCAAUACAUUAUGGAAGUGCUGGGGAAGUGAAUCCUAUGAUUACUGUUGAAUGGAAUCAGUUUAAAAAUAACUGUGAUAAACUCUAUGGAAACUUCACAACAUGUGGGGCUGCUGUGUAUUUGGAUAUACAGAACACUAGAACUGUGUAUUUCAGAAAUAAUUUAGUGGAUAGUAAUCAGGGUGGUUUAGCUAUUAGAGCUGAUUCACGUGGAUCUGCUACUGCUCUCAAAGGAUGGCUCCAUAACAACCUUUUCACUGACAACUCACAUAAUCCAGCAUUGUAUAUUGAAGGACGACAGAGUAGUCCAUACCAGGAAGUUACUAUAUACAGAAAUUAUUUUACUCGCAAUAUUGCACCAUAUGAAGAUAUAAUUAUUUUAAAGCAGGUUGUGUCAAAUUUCACUUAUAAUUAUGUGCAUCAUAAUUUUGGUCAUCAUAUUUUGGAAGUAUCUGGAUUUGAAAGAGUACGACUCCCUAUUUAUCAGACAACAUCACAUAAUGGAUUUUACUGGAACUACGCAACUGACAGGGAUUCUCGUAGCACAGUUAUUGCUGGUACAGCUGGCCAACAUUAUGUUGACAAUGUUUUUUAUGAUCCUGAAAAUGACUAUGAAAUUGUAACUGUUAAUAGCAGUUUAGAUGUGUGGAAGACUCCAAUUGAUGCAAAGCACAACUGGUGGGGCUAUAAUGAGACACUUGCUGUAAUGGGCCGUAUACGAGAUCGAAGUGACCAUCCAGAUCUUCUAGAAGUAGAUUUUAAACCAUUUCAUAUGAAUAAUCAAAGUAUAUUAAGUGGUGGGAAAUGCCCACCUGGUUGGAUGCUUGUUGGAGAUACUUGUUAUAUUUAUGUUGGUGCUCCAAUGGCAUUUGAAGAUGCUCGUACGUUCUGCAGGUCUGUUAAUGCUUCAAUGCCAUAUGUGAUGGGUAACUAUCUCCAGUUAUACCACUUUCUACGUCAUCAACAAGAAACGUACCAGUUUUAUGAUCAUGUGUGGGUACAGCAUAUUGAUAAAAUUAAUAAAUGUACCAUGUUUGCAUUUCAAAAAAUUGAAAUUGAUCAUUGCCAAAGAUUAAACCCAUUUUUGUGUGAAAUAGAUCCUAAAGUACACAUUGAUCCACUGAGCUGGAGAGAUGAUAUUCUUACUGUAGUCGUUUUAAUCAUGGUUGGAAUAGCCAUUUUAUUAAUAGCAGUUGCUGCAGGUUUCUGGUAUACAAAGUCUCGUCACAGGCAUGCAGAAAGAUUAGAAAGACGAAAUUCAAUUAGACAAUCUCUCAGAUCUGUGAGAUCUGUUGGAUUAGCUUCUUCACAUGGUGCUUUUAGUGAUUUAGCACACAGGCAAAAGACCAAUACUGGUCAAAGAUCAAGCCCUACCAUCACUAAAGGUAUGGAUUAUAAGAAAAUGAUGAAUGGCAGCAUUGAUUCUAUGGAUAAAUCUCAAUUUAAUUCAUCAGUUGAAGAUACCCACAGUUAUGAUAUUUAUGAAGCACAUAAUCCAAACACAUCAGCAAGAACUUUCAAUUAUACAUCAGAAUUUCCAGGGGCAACAGAAGCUGUGAACCCUAGUUUUGAUCUUGCAUACAAAAACGAAGGUUUCAGAGACCAUUCUGCCUAUACAUCACGAGACAAUUGGCAUUCAACAACUGGUAGUGAAUAUGAUGAUGAAAGUCCUGGAACAAUUGAUUACAAUUCUUCAACUUUGCCACUUGAUGCAAGUUUUGCCGCCACAGAUUCAACAUUAGAAAUGAAACAAGGAAUUGAUUAUGACAAUCAGCAGGCUGGAUUUAAACCUCGUGCAGAUGGUGGAUUACUUAGGUCAGCUUAUCCUCCUCCGCCUCCUCCUGCAGAUGAAGAAACUUAUCCAUUAGCACCAUCUCCUCCCUCCAAUUAUCAUUUUGAACCAAGCAGAACAAAUCUUCUAGACACAAGCUUAGAUAAUGAGCCUUUACGACCUCAAAGUCACAUGCUACUAGAAACUAAUUUGGAUGAUGAUCCUCCUCCUCCUCCUUCACGUUCAAAGAGUGAGGCACUUUUAGAAACAAAUCUGGAUCUGUAUGGACCAACACAUCAAGUUUCUAACUUUAGUCGCAGUAAAAGUCAGCCAUUGGAAACUGCUAUGUAGAUUUUUGGAAUUUUAAAAAAAUAUUUAUUUAUAAGACGAGUGAUAACGCAUCUUCUGUAGCAGUUUCGGAAUGUUUUAGGAUAAUCAUUUAGGUGUUACCUAAAUCACAAUUCCAAGUGAUGCAGCUAAUAUAGUGGUCUUUCAUUCCAUCUUUGGAUUAUAUAGUGAUAAUUUUUAAAGAACUACUAAACAAUUUUGAUAUCUAGCUAUAGGUUUUUUCUACAGUGACUUUGUACCUGUAUAUUUCAGUGAUAAUGGCAAGUAUGAAUAAAAAAUUCAAGUAUUUUAUCUAAGAAGGUUUUAUGAAUGGUUGAAAUGUAAUGAAAAUGCAAGUGUGUUUUAUUCAUGUGAGAAUGCUUACUUUUGAUUGAAGAUUUGAUAUGAUUAAUUUCAGGAAGUGAAUAUGUGAACUUGUAAACCCUGUGGUAUUCCUGGAAUUCCGCUUUUCUGGAUAGAUGCUAAUGUCUUUAAAUCAUUUUUAAUAAAUUGAAAAAUGUGCCUUAUUUGCACAUUAUAAAUCUGUAAUGUAAAGUUGUAUUUUUUGUUUUUUAGAAACAUUUAUGGGAAUAUUUGGAUUAGGUGUGGAAAAGAGACUCAAGAAAAGAACAUCAUAAGGAAAAUUUGUUAUUUAAAGGGCAAUCCAUCGAAAAUAAUGUUAUAUUUUGUACCAAUGACAUGUAUAUUCAGUACUUGUUUUUGUCAUAUAUAUUGACAAUUUUCCACACAGUAAUCUAUAAAGGUGUGGUAGCAGAGAUAAAUUCCAUAUAUUGUGCAAAUUGAUUUUCUAAAUGUUAUGAAAUUGAGAAAAUAAAUUGAUGUAAUUUAAUUUUUAAUCAAAUUCUAAAACAAACUUUGAAGGUCCACAUCCAUUAGAAAGAAGACAAUUUCAAAGUGAUGAGGAGACUGCACCCAAAUAUUUGUGAUGGUGCAUCCACACAAUACUGUAAUAUCAGUGCUCAGCUCACGUUUGUUUCUACUAAUUUUUAAAAGACAAUUAAAUGAACUAACUACAAAAGUCUAACAGACAAAUGAUACAUACCAAGAAUGUGAAGAUCUUUUUUCAUCAUGAAGCAAUAACCACUGUUCUGACAAUUGCUAACUGCCAUUAUAAAAUACCAUAUGAUAUUCCCCUUUUUACCCCCCACUACCAGUUUUAAGAAAAAUACAUUUUAUUUACAUCACAUUUUCACUGGUUGUUUUAAUUGUCUGUAGGAAUCGCAUAGAAGCUGAAUUACUUCUAUUAAAUUAAUUGUUUGCAAUUUAAACAUUGCCUGUGAACAAUAACAAAUGUGAUAAACAGAAAAUAAAAUAUUUUAUUUUUCAAUAUCAGGGUAUCUAUUUUUGCAUAUGUUUAUGUUUGUUUGUUUUUCCUCAAAAUUUUACACCAAUUGUUUUCUUACAAUCUGUCAUCGUAUGAGCAUCAUUUCAGAACAUUUAUUGCUUUGAACAAAGUUAACCCUUAACUUAUAAAAGGUUGAUGGUAUUUUAUUUGACACAUCUCUUUCUGUGAGAUAAGGUCUUUCCAUCUUUUAUGAUUAUUCUGCAGAUUGAUCAUACUUGAUACUUAAUGUUUGUUACUGUAACAGUGAUUUUUGAUUUUUUGCACAUUUCUCUCUUUAGUUAAAAAAGAACUCAGAGAAAAUCAUAUACGCUCUUUGAAAAAACAAAUACUGACCUUUUCAUUUCCAUCUGCUUCCAAAUCUUUGAGAAUUACAAAAUUUAGAUCAUAACUUCUAGGAGGGCAUAGAGAGGGAAAGUGCUACUAAUUUGACCCUCUCAAGCUGUCCUCUGCAUUUGGGCACUUUUUUCCUGAAACACUCUCUACUUUGGUGCUCUUUAAUGUGCGUCACGCUUUUAAGCAGCUUCAUAGCUGCAUCUCUAUGUCCAUUUCAAAACAAUAAAAGAUAAAACAAUUUUUAAUGAACUAUUUUUAACUACAGAAUAAUUAUAGUUUCACAUUAUCAAUAAAUGAAAAUAUGUAAACCACAUUCCUUUGUCCUUACAAUAUUAAUACAAUAUAUAGUCAUUUAUUCCGUCCAUUAGUACAAGUGCCUGAUGUAUUUGUAUGUGCAAUGCUUAGAUAGUAAUCUUGGAUAUCCAGAACUGUGCAGAUGAUGUAAUUACAGGCAACCUCAUUUAUUUUAUAUUCAAUUUUUUUAUAUGACUCCUAUAAAGUGGGGAACUUAAGAAAUUGUAAUAUAUGUAUGUACAGUAAAUUUUAAAAUGUGUAAAAGUAUGAUCAUAUUGUGUGCUACAGGCAAUUUUAUCACAUGCGCCUUAUUGUAAUUACACUUCAAUUCUCCUGAUCUUCAGUUUUAUGUAAAGUAAAUCACUGAAUGAAAUUGAAAGUAUCAAUAUUUCAAUUGUGAUUUAUUGCAUUAACACAAAUGACUGAGGUAUAUAUUUUACUAACCUUUUACUUAUAUUGUGGAAAAGCUCUUAUGGUGUUCCUUUACAGAUUUUUUUAUUUCUUGAAUUUCUAAAAUUCUAUUCUAAUAGAAUUGAGUAAGCAAAUGGUCAUAAGUAGAAACAUUGGAUCUAGAAAUGUUGUGCAACUACAUUUUUUAAUGUGGGAUUUAUUGCUAGUAGAAUCGAUAUCUAUUGAAGGAGAGAUCAGGCAUAAUCUUUUUAAUUCUGUUUCCAACAAGGAAAUAAAAAUAUAUACAAAGUAUGUUGUCUCCAUUUGUACAAUGAAUCUUUGAAUACAGAUUUGAGUGCGAUGUUUCGAUUAUUUUUUGCUAUUUGAUUGCUUUUGGAUGAAAUCAUAUUGCAAUGAGUCAAUUUGUAAAUCUGAUUGCACAUAUCUAUUAUUUAUUUAACCAAAAUGAAGGAAAAUUAAAAGAAGCUAAAAAACUGACAUUGCAAAAAUUUCAAGGUAAACCCACCAUUCAAAAUCAUAAUAUUGAAUUACGUCUCCAUUUUUAAACACAAGUAAAUACUUUUGAUUUAAAAUAUUAAUUAUAUCUUUUUAACCAUUUGGUCGUAAAAAUUCAUUUCAUAAUAUUAAUAAUAAUAAUAAGAAUAAUUUCUUAGGAAGCUGGUUGCUACAUGGAGAAGAUUUCAUAUAUCUUUGACAACUAACAUCUUUAGUGAUAAAUUUAGAGAAUAACAAUAAUAAUUUAUAUUCAGAUAACACUACAUUCUUUGAUAAAGCACCAAUAUACAUCAAUUUAAUGCUACUUUUCAUGUUUUUUGAACUGUUCCAACUAAAUUGGAGUCUUUGUCUUCUUCCAUUAACACAAAAUCUUUGUCUUCAUACCUGAUGAAAAUUCUCUUACCAGAGAAAUAAAAAUAAUCUUCAUUAAUCUCUAACGUGAGAGCUAAUUGACUUAUAUUUGAUUCUGAUUAAGAAGCCCUCAGAAUACCUUCAGAGGUGGUUCAGGUCUCAUUUUUGAGCUUGGGAGAAGGAUAAAAAUUUCAUUGGGACCCUAACUCUCACAACCUGCAGGGCAGUUGAAACAGAGCCAUUUGACAAUGAUGAUUUGAUGUGAAAGCUGAAACAUCAAUACUACCUAUUCUAUAACUGUUGUAUGUUGUUUUGUUAAAUUUCUUCAAUGAAUGUUUGCUGUGGUUGGAUUUUCUAUUUUGUCUUUUUAAAAAGAAUUAUCAGACUCAUAUUUUAAUAAUUAAUUAUGAAGAUAUAUCAAACAUUUCAAAUUCAAUUUUUGUUCUAUUAUGACAAAAAAUUAAGUGCCGUUAUUUGUUUCAACUGUCAUCCACAAAAUUUAUCAGAUAAUUAUUCAUUUGCAAAUUAAGGAAAAAAUAAUAUAAGAAGAAAUUUCUUGAAGUAUGUGGAUGGAAAAACAAAAUCCACCAACUUAUUGAUGUAAUUUUACUUCAUAUUCUAAUGAAAUUAGCAGGUUGAUUUUUCAAUUAUAAAGUUUUGCAAUGCUUCUACUUUUGACCAUUGAUAUUAUUGAAUAAUGUACAAGGUUGCUUGUAAUAUAACACAUUGUGUAGUAUGAAGUGCCUGCAAAAGAUAUAACCAACCUUCAUACUAGAAAAUUGUUAAAUUGUAAAAAAAAAAGAAAAAACAACAAAAAAAAUGAGGUGGUUGGCAUUUGCAGUGCCUUCUUGUUAAGACAUAUAUAAUAAGUUAAUUUAAGAAUAACUCAGUACUCUACCACCCUGACAUUCCAGUCAUUUUCUUAAAUUUUUACUAUGGAUGUUAUUGUUGCAAGGAUGUGUGGAUGUGUAUCAACAGGAUUGUAUAUGAAGAAAACGGAGCAUGUGUUUAUUUCAUAAUAAUAAUAAUACAAAAGCGUUUUGUGCUUGGUGUUUAAAACGUGAUUUGUGUUAAUUAGGCUAAUUUUUAAAAAUUUGUAUGAUGGUUUUAUAGUGUACUUUAUAUUGAAAUAUUCCAGUUCACCAGUAGACCUGCAAGUAGAAAAAUGGAAAUUGGUGUUAUUUGUACAUAGUGGCUAGUCUGUUGAAACUAUUUUUAAAGACCAGUAUAGUGUAUUCACAUCUGUAAGAAGCAGAUUUAAAUGUGUUGAAUGAUCAUAGUGAACAUAUGUUUAUAUUGAAUAAAUGUUGAAUUGUAUAG